Molecule: messenger RNA, 2429 nt
Organism: Humulus lupulus (European hop)
Lineage: Eukaryota; Viridiplantae; Streptophyta; Magnoliopsida; Rosales; Cannabaceae
Product: pentatricopeptide repeat-containing protein At3g22470, mitochondrial-like
Exons: 1
Coding region: 120-2303 (727 amino acids)
Molecular function (GO): protein binding
Source: RefSeq, a predicted model, not a curated record
ACAAAACUGUAUUAACUUUAAAUAUUAAGAAGAAAAGUGGAGAAGCGUAGGAGAGAGGACUCUAUUUCAAGGUUAGCAGAAGAUCAGUUAAACUGGCUCGGACUUGCUAUUGAGAGGUGAUGAUGCAGAGAACUUGUCCGAGAGUUACUCGGAUUUUGUUCAACACAGGCAGCAUUAGAGGUAAUACGUUUUCUUCUUCAUCUUCUAGUUUUUCAGUCAUUGCACAAACUCAUACUCAAAGCGCAACCAUUGAUGAAGUCCGUAGUGUUGAAGAUGCUCUCAACUUGUUUGAUAGAAUGCUCCACUUGCAACCUCAGCCUUCUGUUGUGCGUUUCAAUCAAUUGUUUGGUAAAAUUGUAAAGUUGAAACACCAUUCCCUUGUGAUUACUUUGUACAACCAAAUGUUCUCGGUAGGAAUCGUGCCAGAUGAGUAUGCCCUAGGCAUUUUGAUUAAUUGCUUUUCUCAUUUAAAGCGUACCCGUUUCGGUAUUUCUGUCUUGGGAGAUUUCAUCAAGUUUGGAUUUGCAUUCAACACCAUUACUCUGAAUACUCUAAUUAAGGGGUUUGUGGAUGAGGGGAAAAUAGAUGAAGCACAAGAAUGGUUUCACAUUAUGUUAGCAGAAGAAGGUUGUAAGCCCGAUUUAAUUACUUAUAACACAUUACUAAAUGGUUUUUGCAAGGUGGAGAAAAUUGACGAGGCAAGGGAAUACUUACAUCGUAUGAUUGGAGAAGGUCCUAAGCCCGACAUAAUUAUUUAUAACACACUACUAAAUGGUUUUUGCAAGGUGGGCAAAAUGGACGAGGCUAAAGAAUUCUUUCAUGGUAUGAUUGCAGAAGGUUUUAAGCCUAAUAUAGUCACUUAUAGCACAUUAAUACAUGGUUUUUGUAAGGUGGGGAAAGUUGACAAGGCAAAAGAAUACUUUCCCAUUAUGAUUGCAGAAGGUUUCAAGCCCGAUAGAAUUGUCUAUAACACAUUAAUAAAUGGUUUUUGUAAGAUGGGGAAAGUUGACGAGGCAAAAGAAUACUUUUACAUUAUGAUUGCAGAAGGUUUUGAGCCUGAUAUUAUUACUUAUAACACAUUACUAAAUGCUUUUUGUAAGGUGGGCAACACUGCUGCAGCUAUGCAAUUGCUGAGGAACAUGGAGAGAAAUUUAUGCAAGCUUAACAUAAUUUCUUAUAACACGCUUAUUGACGGUCUCUGCAAGGAUGGCUUAGUUGUUGAUGCAUUGGAUCUCUUCUCAGAAAUGACUAAGAAAGGAUUUGUUCCAGAUGUCAUUACUUACAACAGCUUGAUACAUGGAGCAUGCUUGUUAGGCCAACGGCAAGAGGCAACGAGGCUAUUUAAUCAAAUGGUUGAUAAAAAGAUUACACCUGAUCUACAUACUUUCAAUGUUUUGGUUGAUAUGCUUGGCAAAGAGGGUGACGUUGUAGAGGCACAAAGAGUGAUUAAUAUUAUGGUACAGAGAGGCAUCAAGCCUGAUAUGGUCACAUAUUGUUCAGUCAUGGAUGGUUAUUGUUUGCGAGGAGAAAUUGAUCAGGCAACUAAAGUGUUUCAUUUGGUUAAGAAGAAUUUCGACAUUAACUUGCAUAGUUAUAAUAUAUUAAUCAAUGGAUACUGUAAGAACAAGAGGAUAGAAGAAGCUCUUGCAUUGUUUAAAGAAAUGUCUUCAUCAAAGGGAUUAAUUCCUGAUAUUGUUACUUACAACACUCUCAUUGGUGGUUUGUGUACUGUAGGGAGAACUCAUGCUGCUCAAGAGCUGCUUGUAGAGAUGCAAGCUGACUGUCAACGUCCAAAUAUUCAAACUUUUGCCAUCUUACUUGAUGGGCUAUGCAAAUAUAGACAAAUGGAGGAUGCACUGAAAGUAUUUCAGGAUAUGGAAGAGAAGAAGUUACCACUCAAUAUUGUUAUCUACAGUAUCCUCAUUGGAGGUAUGUGUAAGGCUGGAAAUUUUGCAGCUGCAAAGGAUCUAUUCCGCAAACUAUCAUCGAAAGGCUUGCAAGCUGAUGUUAAGGCUUACACAAUAAUGAUCAAUGGACUUCUUAGUGAAGGACUUGUAGGCGAAGCCAUAAAUUUGUUUAGAGAAAUGGAAGAAAAUGGAUGCCCCCCAGAUAGUGGUACAUACAAUAUUAUGAUCCGAGGACUUGUCAACAGUUGUGAAAUACCAAGGGGAGUAGAGUUCAAGAAUGAAAUGGUGGGAAGGGGUUUUUCUGCAGAUGCUUCAACUGCAGAGCUAUUUAUUAAAAUGAUAUGUAAUGGUCAAAUCGAUUCUUCUUUGCAACCAGUGAUCCAAAAGGAUUUAUGAGUUAUUAUUGGUCUUCUGAAGAUGUAUUUGUUGUCAAAUGAAAGUUUAAUUAAUGUUUUCAAUGACAUUCAUAUGUAUGUUCUUUCUAACAAUCCGAUUUUGAUAAAUGGUUGACUUUAAAAUGAA